AUUAAAUAACUGCAAAAAUUUGUUUCUUCUUCAACAAAACAAGCUUUAUAAAAACAAACCACCACCAGUUCAUCAAUUCAUCAAUGGCGGCAACAAUCCUCUCUCUCCUCCUCACACUAACACUCCUCCAUCUCCACCCACCGCCGCUCUCCGCCGCCUCCAACAACCUCCGCCGCACAACAACUCUAUUCACACCACACCUCAAUUUCAACACCACAUUAUCAUCCGCCGCCGCCGCCGAAGCUACUCCAACCACCUACUUCGAAGUCACCAAACCAAUCCAGCUCCCCGCCACCGCGCCAUGCUCCUACCUCCUCCUCCAGCACGAUUUCGCCUUCACCUACGGCCAGCCGCCGGUCCUCGCCGCCUACACGCCGCCGCCGCACUGCCCCUCCCCUAACUCAGCCAAAAUCGUCCUCGAGUGGACGGCGACGUGCAAGGGCAGGCAAUUCGACCGCAUCUUCGGCGUCUGGAUUGGCGGCGCCGAAAUCCUCCGCAGCUGCACCGCCGAGCCGUCCGCCGCCGGCAUUGUCUGGACGGUGAAGAAGGACGUCACGAGGUACUCCUCUCUGCUCUCCACAAACCAAACCCUAGCUGUUUAUUUGGGGAAUCUCGUCGAUUCCACCUACACCGGCGUCUACCACGUCAACAUCUCCCUCCAUUUCUACGCCACUGAGGAAAAAACCGCCUCCACCGCCGCAGAUCUAAUCCUUCCGAUCUCGAAAAAUCCGCAAUUAAACGAUGGAUUGUGGUUCGAAAUCGAGAAUUCGAAACAAGCAGAAUCGAAGCCAUUCAGAAUUCCGUUGAACACAUACAGAGCUGUGUUGGAGAUUUACGCCUCGUUUCACGAAAACGAUGAAUUCUGGUACGGAAAUCCCCCAAAUGAGUACUUAUCAGCCAAUAACCUCACCGAUCUGGCCGGAAACGGUCCUUUCCGAGAAAUCGUCGUGAAAUUGGACGGCGAAAUCGUCGGCGCCGUCUUCCCGUUCACCGUGAUCUACACCGGCGGAGUGAAUCCCCUCCUCUGGCGGCCGAUCUCCGCCAUCGGCUCCUUCGAUCUCCCCACCUACGACCUCGACCUCACACCUUUCUUAGGCGAAUUGCUAGAUAACAAACCUCACGAUCUCGAAUUCAGCGUGACGAAUGCGUUGAAUGUUUGGUACAUCGAUGCGAAUUUGCAUCUGUGGAUAGACGAGAAAAGUGUGAAAACACAGGGGAAGCUUCUAGAGCACAGAGCUUCGGAACUCUCUCUCUCCGUUUUCUCCAACUUCACGGGCUUGGACGGCGUGUUUGUCACCAAUGCCAGCCGCUCGAUCAUCUCGAGUGGGGUGGUGAGCUCAUCCCGAGGCGAGGUCGUCACGACCUCGCUCCGAGAGCUGGGGUACACUAGCUGGAUGACGAUGGGGAAUGAUGGGAACAAGCAAGUUGUUGAGCAGGUGAUCACAUUCAACACGAGCGUUAAUAGUGAUCGCGUUAAUAGUGAUCACCGCCUCGCCUCGUCUCCGUCGUCUUCUGCAAACGCGGAGAGGAGGUUUAGCAUUUGGUACGCCACAGACUAUGUGGACAACGACGAUGGAAGCCACGCCUCUGUAGCGAACGUCACUCUGGGGUUCGAGGAGGGGGUGAGGAGGAGCGGGGCAGGGACGAGCAGGGUGAGGAACGUGCAGAGGGCGGAGGGGUCGACGGUGGUGAGGGGGAACUUGGUGGUGAGUGGAGUUGGGAGAAAUCAGCAAGAAUAUGGCUACUCUAGUGAUGAUAAAUGGUGCUAUUUUAGGAAUGUGAGCAGCUUCAACUACACUAUUCUUCAUGAUGAAGUCAGCCAUGCUUGUAUAAAAGAUCGAUUGUGGCCAUAUUCUUCGAGGAAGAACUUUCGUGUGAAGAAAGGGCUUAUUGGAUUUUGAUGUUUUUUUUCAUUAUGGAAAUUGAGGUGAAAAUUAGUGAUUUCUUGCAAGUGUAAUUAAGAUAUUUGGCUUAUUGAAUAAAUUAGUUUCUGCCUUAGUAA
Molecule: messenger RNA, 2002 nt
Organism: Salvia splendens (bonfire salvia)
Lineage: Eukaryota; Viridiplantae; Streptophyta; Magnoliopsida; Lamiales; Lamiaceae
Product: peptide-N4-(N-acetyl-beta-glucosaminyl)asparagine amidase A
Exons: 2
Coding region: 84-1901 (605 amino acids)
Source: RefSeq, a predicted model, not a curated record